Molecule: messenger RNA, 1671 nt
Organism: Phlebotomus papatasi
Lineage: Eukaryota; Metazoa; Arthropoda; Insecta; Diptera; Psychodidae
Product: nucleolin-like
Exons: 4
Coding region: 179-1432 (417 amino acids)
Source: RefSeq, a predicted model, not a curated record
GGAAUUCAAUGUGGAGCACUAUUCCAAAUCAAGACGUUGAUCGAAAAGCACCAUACUUAACGCGCGCGCGCAUCUUCUAUCCACUGAAGCUUUCGAUAGAAAAUUAUCAGUGAUUUUAGUGCAUUUUCGAAUUGGAUUUUUUUCUCUUAUUUAAAGCAACUUUAAAGAACGUUAUACAAUGAAACUCUCGUUUCUUUUGGAGUUGCUGCUGAUUUUUAUUAUAAUUGCUUUUGCUGCAUCAAAGCCCAUUGAUUCAGAUGGACGAGCUAUAAAAGGACACAAGAAACAUGUUGCCUUGAGACAGCAGGCUUCCUCUGCAGCACCACCAGUUGCUGCUGCUGUCGAAGAGGAAGAAGAUGACGAUGAUGAAGAUGAAUUUGGAUUAGACGAUGAUGAUGACAGUGAUGAGGACGAUGAUGAGGACAUCUUGGGAUUCGGUGAUGAUGACGACGAAGAUGAAGAAUCCUCUUCAGACGGAGUACGAGAUCCUGAAGAGGGCGAAGAAGAUGACUUAGAUGGAGAUGAGUUGGGAAUUCUCGGUGAAGACAUCUUUGAUAUCUUUGAAGAUGAUGAUGACACACCACCCAAGAAACCAUCAACUGCUGCUCCACCAGCUCCUGCGGCUCCAGUUGUAGCAGAAGUUGCUGAAAUUCCUGUUGAAGCUGCUGCAGCUAUUCCGGCAAAAUCAACCAAAAUCAAGAGAAAACCCGGUCAGAAAAAACCUAUCAGUUCCAAACCAUAUGGAGAUUCUCUUACCAGCGCUGAGGACAGCAGUCAAAUGAGCGAUGAUAGCCUGAAAUUACCUCAUACUGCCGUUCUUUUGGCACAGUCAAUGGCCAAUGAACAAACUCAUGUUCCUGAAUUCAAGCCAUUCAUCCAAACCACAAAGCAAGAGAUCCAGGAACAGGAAGACUCUAUGGCUGAGGCUUUCAAGAGUGAACCCAUUAAGGAGGAUAUGUCUGAGAAUGAGGAAUCUACUGAAAGUGCCAAAACACCAAGCACAUCUCCCGCCAAUGAAGAUUCUAAAGAGGCCAAUAAAAUCGACACCACGGUCCCAGACAAGAAAAUCACGAAGAAAAAGGACGAAGGUAUUAUUGAAGCAAUGACUUCCUUCUUGGAUGACGAAGAGGAUGAGGAUGAGGAUGAGUAUCUCAAUAAAAAGAAUCCCAUUGAGAAGGAGGACGAAGAUGAAGAUGACGAAGAUGAGGAGGAUGAGUCCAAAGAGGAAGAAGAGCCUGAGGAUGAUGAGGAUGAGGAGGCUGAGGAUAGUGCCGAGAGAGAGGAGGAUUCUCCAGAUGCCAAUGAAACUGAGGACAAUUUAGUAAAUGAAAGCAAAAAUCCGAGCCAGAAAAAGGAUAAGAAUGACUUUGGCAUUGACUCAAUUGGCGAAUCUCUCGGACUCUCCAGACGAUUGAGAAUAAAACGAAAUUAACAUAGCAUUAGACAUUCCUAGCAUUAACUGUAGUCGUUAAAAUAAUUUAUUUAUUUGUAUUCCUCUAUUUAUUUAUUUAUUCCGUCCUCUUCUCGUACCUUUCGACACUUCUGUGAAAAAAAUCUGGAACACUUCCUCCAGAGUCGCGCUACUUAUAAGUAAAAAAAACUUAAUUUUUGUAUUGAAUAUUUUUGAUACUGAUGAAUAAAAAAUAAGAAAUAAGAUUUAAAUAAAAAAAA